This is a messenger RNA of Otolemur garnettii (small-eared galago), 2014 nucleotides long. It is a transcript of the gene ZBTB3, whose product is annotated as zinc finger and BTB domain containing 3. NCBI's taxonomy places the organism in Eukaryota, Metazoa, Chordata, Mammalia, Primates, Galagidae. Gene Ontology annotation, biological process: regulation of transcription by RNA polymerase II. The transcript has 3 exons. Gene Ontology annotation, molecular function: protein binding; DNA-binding transcription factor activity, RNA polymerase II-specific; RNA polymerase II cis-regulatory region sequence-specific DNA binding. The record is from RefSeq and is a predicted model, not a curated record. Gene Ontology annotation, cellular component: nucleus. The coding region runs from base 1 to 1734 and encodes 577 amino acids.
AUGACAGGGGAAGGCCAGUUUGAGCCAAUUAAAACUGGGAAGAGGGAGAGGCUAAGGGAGUUCACGGAGUGGGGCAUAGCGGCAUCGGCCGGGAAGGGAGCCACUAGUGGAGAUCUUUUCUGGGCCCCAUUCCCUUCGUGGGGUGCUAUGGAGUUCCCAGAACACAGUCAGCAGCUGCUGCAGAGCCUCCGGGAGCAGCGGUCCCAGGGUUUCCUUUGUGACUGCACCGUGAUGGUGGGUAGCACACAGUUCUUGGCCCAUCGGGCUGUGCUGGCCUCCUGCAGUCCAUUCUUCCAGCUUUUCUACAAGGAGCGGGAAUUGGACAAGAGGGAUCUGGUGUGUAUUCACAAUGAGAUUGUCACGGCCCCUGCCUUUGGGCUACUUCUGGACUUUAUGUAUGCUGGCCAGCUGGCCCUGAGGGGGGAUACCCCUGUAGAAGAUGUGCUGGCAGCUGCCAGCUACUUACACAUGAAUGACAUCGUUAAGGUGUGUAAGCGGCGACUGCAAGCCCGGGCCCUGGCAGAGGCUGACAGUACCAAGAAGGAGGAGGAAACCAAUUCACAGGCUCCUAGUUUGGAGUUUUUGUCCAACACUUCUCGUGGCCCUCAGCCUUCACUGGCAUCUGUUGAGACAUCAGGUCAUUGGAGCAAAGGGGAAUGGAAAGGUCUGGCUGCUCCCUCACCUACUGUCCGUCCUCCAGAUGAGCCACCAGUGUCUGGUGGUGCUGACACUACUCAGCCUGGCAUGGAAGUUGAUUCACCACAUCUACGGGCACCUCCCUCAUCAGUGGCUGAUGUCUCUCUUGCCAGCCCCAGUAGCUCCACAGAGACCAUUCCUGCAAACUACUUUUCUUCUAGUCUCCCAGCAGUUUCAUUGGAGCCCCUGACUCCUCUUGAUGUGGGUCCUGAGGGUCUGAGGGUGAUGGAAUCAAGGGAUGCUGGAGGACCACUGCAAGGCUUCUAUCCCCCAGCUUCAGCUCCUGCUCCAACUCCAGCCCCAGCCCCAGCCCCAGUCCCGGUCUCAGUCCCCGUUCCAUCUCAGGCUCCAGUCCCAGCUGAAGCUGAGCUGGUCCAGGUGAAAGUAGAAGCUAUUGUGAUCUCUGAUGAGGAGACUGAUGUGUCAGAAGAACAGCCUCAAGGUCCUGAGGAAGUAUUCCCACCUGGAAGAGCAAUGUAUGGGGGACAACCCACCCAGCCAGAGGCUUUUGAGGAGCCAGGGGCAGCAGGACUAGAGGAGGUGGGACCAAGUGACCACUUCCUGCCUCCAGAGCCUCAUCUACCCUAUCAUCUGCUGCCAGGUCCAGGGCAGUAUCAUCGAGGACUGGUGACCUCACCCCUGCCUGCACCCCCAGCCCUGCAUGAGCCACUUUACCUGCCUUCUGAGUAUGAAGCAGCCCCAGGAAGCUUUGGGGUCUUUACUGAAGAUGUUCCCACCUGCAAGACAUGUGGGAAGACCUUCUCAUGCUCUUACACACUACGGCGACAUGCCACAGUGCACACACGUGAGCGACCCUACGAGUGCCGCUACUGCCUGCGCAGCUAUACACAAUCAGGGGACCUCUACCGCCAUAUCCGCAAGGCUCACAAUGAGGACCUGGCCAAACGCAGCAAACCAGAUCCAGAGGCUGGCCCCCUUCUAGGGGUGCAGCCCCUCCCCGGCUCCCCAACAGCAGACAGACAUAGCAGCAGUGGUGGAGGACCACCCAAAGAUUUUGUACUUGGACCCAAAAACUAACUUCUAGGAGAGCAUGAGCUGAUUGAUGCUAGGCCUGCUCUUGUCAGACUUAAAUGGCAGCACAGAAGGUUGAAGGCAUCGUGUCAAUCUUUCUGGGUGAAAAACUGAAAGUUCUGUCCUCCUUGAAAGUUCCUAUCCUUUUCUUUGCCCAGCCAUGAUAAGCGAGACUUUAUACAGCAGAGCAUACCAAUUCUUACUGGGAAUUUUCCUGAGGUAUAAUUGCUUCUCCCUUUGCAUUCUGGAAUAUAAAACCAGCAAUGAACAUAUUUCUUUGAACUGG